Molecule: messenger RNA, 1851 nt
Organism: Macadamia integrifolia
Lineage: Eukaryota; Viridiplantae; Streptophyta; Magnoliopsida; Proteales; Proteaceae
Product: glucan endo-1,3-beta-glucosidase 14-like
Exons: 3
Coding region: 342-1517 (391 amino acids)
Biological process (GO): carbohydrate metabolic process
Cellular component (GO): plasma membrane
Molecular function (GO): hydrolase activity, hydrolyzing O-glycosyl compounds
Source: RefSeq, a predicted model, not a curated record
GUAAGGGAAUCGAUUCGAAGCCCCCCCCACACCCAAAGGACAAAACCUCUCGAAGUGGAAAAUCUUUGGGUUUCAGGUAGAAGGUAAAGAAGGUGUGAGAAUCUUCUUCUGGUCUAUGGCAUGCCAUCAACAGAAGCAUUAUAUCCAAAGGUCUUGUUGUAGUAUUCUUCGUAGAAGUGGUUUCCUUUUCUGGGUUUUGCUCUCCUCUUUCUCCUCAAUCGCCAACCUACAUUUCCCAACCAUAAACAACAAUCGCCAUCAUCUUAUAACCAUAAAGAUCUCUUUCCUUUCUACUGUGUAAUAGUGUGGAAUUCUCCUUCAGUAGUUCCUCUUCCAAAUCAAUGGGGAUGGUUUCGCGUUUCUUUAUCUGCUUUCUUCCUCUCUUCUUCUCCAUCGGCUUCUUUUCAAAUGUUCUGAUCGUGCAGGCAUUUACUGGGACCUAUGGAAUAAAUUACGGAAAGAUAGCUGAUAACCUCCCUCCACCUGAAAGCGUGGUGGUGCUUCUCAAAGCAGCAAAGAUAAAGAAUGUUAGGAUAUAUGAUGCUGAUCAUAGUGUUCUUAAGGCUUUUAAAGGUUCUGGACUUGAAUUAGUGGUUGGAAUUGGCAAUGAAUUCCUGAAAGACAUGAGUGUGAAUGAAGACCGUGCCCUGGACUGGGUAAAAGAAAAUGUAGAGCCAUUCCUUCCUGGAACACAUAUCCGGGGGAUUGCUGUGGGGAAUGAGGUGUUGGGGGGAGAUCCAGACAUCUCGGAGGCUCUUGUGGGUGCAGUAAAGAAUGUUUAUAGUGCUCUCAACAAGCUUCAUUUAACUGACGUGGUUCAGGUCUCAUCUCCGCAUUCGGAGGGUGUGUUUGCUACUUCUUUUCCUCCAUCUGCAUGUGUUUUUAAAGAGGAAUUAGUUCAAUACAUGAAGCCACUUUUGGAGUUCUUCUCACAGAUUGGUACUCCAUUCUUCAUCAAUGCCUACCCAUUUUUGGCGUACAUGAGUGAUCCUGAUCAUAUUGAUCUCAAUUAUGCUUUGUUGCAACCAAACCCUGGAAUUGUUGACCAGAAGACUAAUCUUCAUUAUGAUAACAUGUUUGAUGCUCAAGUUGACGCUGCUUAUGCGGCUUUAGAAGCAGCUGGAUUUGGAAACAUGGAAGUUAUAGUUUCAGAGACUGGUUGGGCUUCUCGUGGGGAUGCAACUGAAGCUGGGGCUACAGUUAGCAAUGCCAGAACUUAUAAUUAUAAUCUCCGUAAACGGCUUGCCAAAAAGAAGGGAACCCCUUUCAGGCCAAAGAGGGUGGUAAAGGCAUAUAUAUUUGCCUUGUUUAAUGAGGAUUUGAAGCCUGGACCAACAUCUGAGAGGAACUUUGGAUUGUUUAAACCUGAUGGGAGCAUCUCGUAUGAUAUUGGAUUUAAAGGGCUCAAGGCUUCCUCAGCAUCAUCAAUAUCUCUGAAGGAUAUUUGGAGACGAGGUUGGACUGCACCCUUCUCCAUGGUUUUGAUGACCUUUGCUGCAGUUCUGCUUCUAAUAUAAUGUCAUCAAAUUCAUUGAAAACAAAAAGGUAAAAUUCAAAGGUUCAGGAGUUACUCAUCAAUUCAGUGCCAAAUUGGCAGCAUUUAGAAGCACACAAUAAGGUUUUUAGAUCAAUGUAAUUUCUUGUCUCAUUUCUAUAUAACCCAUUCAUCAAUUCUUAUAUGUACAAUUGAUCUUGAAAUAGUUAUGGAUUGAAAUUUCUGAUUAAUUGUAUUAUUUCAGCAAAAUAAGUACCCCAAAAGAACUCCGUUUUGAUUCUGUUUGCUUUAAGGGUCCCUGUAGACACUAAUCUGUAUUCGUACUUACCUUUCUAAGGGAUUUCACUCUGUUCCAA